CAGAAUAUUGCACAAUUAUUUCAAGUAUGGCAGAGAUGUUAAUGAUCAGUGUCCAGUUUAGUGACUUCGGGUCAUACAGACCGACACUUAGAGGGAGGAGUUAAAGAGUUUGAUGGCCACAGGCAGGAAUGACUUCCUGUGGGGCUCUGUGGUGCAUUGUGGGGGGAUGAGUCUUUCACUGAAGGUGCUCCUUUGCUUGAGCAGCACGUCAUGGAGCGGGUGGGAGACACUGUCCAAGAUGGCGUGUAGUUUGGAUGUGCAGAUGUUGAGCCCGCUCCUUGGCGGUGAUGGGGGCUACCAGAGGAUGCAGUAGGUCCAAGUCCAGUAGAGGAAAGAAGAGGACUGAUGGGAGUCCAGGUGUGGCAGGGAGCCCGAAUGCCUCUUCUCUGUCUGCCAGGCAAAUGUGUUUGUUGUCGAUUGACUGGCGGUGUUAAAAGAUGCAGCACUGCAGCUUCGUGGCAUCCAUCCAGUUCCUUAAUCUCUGAUCUCAGCUUGUUAGAGGCGUCCCUAAAAGGGCAGGUGGGGGAGACUGAUAAGGCAAACUGUUGGUGACCUCGCUGGCCUCAUCAGUCUCACCAGCACAGACAGGAGAGAGCCGUCGUCUCUCUUUAUCAGCGAGUUUCCAGAUGGCGUCCCUGUUUGGAUUUUACAUCUCACUUCAUCCCAGAUCUCAGUGAGAGGACGUCUUCAGCCCAUGAAAACUGUGAUCCUGCCGUCCAAAAUGAUGUUGAGAGGAAAACCUCUGACGGCUGCAGCUUUGCUGAUACUUGUGAUGAAUGUCUUCAGAGGACAGACCCUCACAUGUCAUCGAGCAGAGUAUCUGAUAGAGAAUAAAUGCUGUCCAAUGUGUCCUCCUGGAAGUCGAGUUAAAACAGAUUGCACAGAGUUCAGAAAUACUGCCUGUCUGCCCUGCGAAGAGAAAACCUUCAUGAAUCAGCCUACUGGACGUAAACAAUGUUUUCCCUGUACAAACUGUGAUGCAGAUUCUGGUUUAAAGACAAAGACGUCAUGUACAACAACAUCAGAUGCAGUUUGUGAACCACUGGAGGGAUUCUACUGUGUGGACUCUGCAGACGGCGGCUGUGUGGCCACACAGAAACACACAAGCUGUCGACCAGGACAAUACAUCCGUCAGAACGGAACAGCAUUAAGAGACACAGAGUGCUCUGACUGCAGUGGGGGGACAUUUUCAGAUGGGACAUUUACAUCCUGUCGGCCACACACACAAUGUGGAUCAAUAAAUCUUCAGCUGGUGAGAGCAGGAACUGCUUCAGCUGAUGCUGAAUGUGGAGAACAAAGUUCAGACACGACAGGAACUGGGAUCAUUGUUGCUGCUGUUGUUGUGCUUUUUUUAUUAAUUGGAGCGCCUGUAGCUGUAUGGUUCAUAAAGAAGAAAAGAUGCCAAAACAAAAGAAAAGCAAAUGCAGAAAAUCCCCAACAGGAGCCUCUGAGUGGAGAAGACAACAAGACGUGUUCACAGCAGCAGGUUGAGACACUUCCUGUUUAAACAUGCAGACAGGACGCAUCAAAGUGAAUGAAACUGGACUUUAACUGUCAUGAACAAGAACAAACAGCUGGAACAGAAGACGGAUACGACGAGUCCUGAACUGCAACACGAUGGUUACUCUGAUCAAAAGCAGAGAGGCUGGAUUGUGUGCACUGUGCACGUCCAACCCCAGGUGGGUACAGGUGCAGCAGCAAAGCAGCGUAUGGUAGAGAGAGAGGUAGUCCACAUGCUGAAUAAUAUUCUGGUUAAUUGUAAGUAUGAUGGGGGCACGCAGGUAGCUCUCCUGGUAGAGCGCGUACCAUCAGGGCUGAGGUCCAUCACUGCAUGCCAUUGCUGGGGUUUACAACGGUUAAAGGGGGGCACCCACUUGUGUAGGUACGAUCAAUUAAUUAUGGCUAUCAGAAUUAUCAAAGAUAAUCAUAAAUAACUAAUGAAUAAAGUCCUGAAAUAAAGCCAAUGAAUUGAUUGAGUCUCAUAAAAUACACUAAACUACCAAUUUGGAACUCAGAUUAAUAAUUAAAUUAAUAACUAUAACCAGAAUUACCACCAAUGGCUAGUAGGUUGAAGGAUUUGGAGUUCAACAUAGAAGAGGUUGUGCAAUAUUAAAGAAGAUAGCAUAAUAUAAUUACACACAAGCAUUUAUUUAAAAGAUUAACAAAGCAAUUUGCUGCUGUUAAUCUACAGUAGUUACGAAGACUCAGUAACAGAAGGACAGUAGUUAACAGUCUCAUCGCAGGAAGAGUCGCUGCGGACGUGACCUGAUGUUUACGGGAAAAUCUGGAUCCUAGUUUGGAACCAUUGUUGUGAAUUAAUGUCGCCAUGAAAGUUUGAGACCAGUCUCAUGUUUACAAAAUGUUCAGCGGUUUUCAAAGACGACCGACUUUCGGUCACUUUGUCUGAUGUGUACUGUAAAUGAACCACAUCCUGUGAGAUGUAAAAUGACACAAAGAAGGUUAUAUUUUGAAAAACCAACUUAGUUAUUUAAGCCCUUAUGACUUGGAAAAUAAUAAUGACAAGAGGCUCAUUUUCUCUGUGUGAACAGACUGAAAUAGGCAAAUGUUUGCUAAAAUGUUACCAUAUCAAGGAGUAUGCAUAAGUAACUAUUCUGUGCUCUGCUCCCUUUAAGGAUGAAACCUAUUUUUACAGAGAGCCUUUUCUUCACCACUUUUAUUUCUUUUGGGCUUAAUUUCCCAUAUGUGUGUUUCAAUGUUUAAUUGUGAUUUUACUUUUCAUUAACAAGUCUAGCUAAUGCACACCUGGUAGACAGGUGUGAAGGAACGCAGGACACUGAGCUUCUUAAAGACACAAUAUUUUGGACCUUUUCAACCUUUUCUUUCACAGCUUUUCAUCAAUAAGAAAUAUUAUAGUUUAUAAACCAUCAGCUUAUAAGCUAUGAUGCUUUGUUGGCAAUAACUAUAAGCAACAGUAUAUUAAGUAGUUAAUAUUAGUCUGUUGUUUAAUGUAUCUCAUUGUAUUGUUUUAAAUUUAUUUAAUUUUACUUUGCUUUUUAUUGUUUUGAAUGUUGUUCUAAUGCAUUCCUUCACUUUGUGUUACACACUUUGAACUGCCUCUGUGUUUCAAAGCUGCAAUACAAAUAAAGUUGCCUUGCCUUGACUAACUCA
This is a messenger RNA of Siniperca chuatsi (mandarin fish), 3129 nucleotides long. Its product is annotated as tumor necrosis factor receptor superfamily member 14-like. The record is from RefSeq and is a predicted model, not a curated record. Gene Ontology annotation, biological process: signal transduction; defense response to Gram-positive bacterium; negative regulation of alpha-beta T cell proliferation. Bases 695 to 1507 code for a protein of 270 amino acids. Gene Ontology annotation, molecular function: transmembrane signaling receptor activity; protein binding. The transcript has 10 exons. NCBI's taxonomy places the organism in Eukaryota, Metazoa, Chordata, Actinopteri, Centrarchiformes, Sinipercidae. Gene Ontology annotation, cellular component: membrane; external side of plasma membrane.